Lacerta agilis (Sand lizard) is the source of this 2613-nucleotide messenger RNA. It is a transcript of the gene PDXDC1, whose product is annotated as pyridoxal dependent decarboxylase domain containing 1. Gene Ontology annotation, biological process: carboxylic acid metabolic process. Gene Ontology annotation, molecular function: pyridoxal phosphate binding; carbon-carbon lyase activity. The record is from RefSeq and is a predicted model, not a curated record. The transcript has 23 exons. NCBI's taxonomy places the organism in Eukaryota, Metazoa, Chordata, Lepidosauria, Squamata, Lacertidae. The coding region runs from base 233 to 2572 and encodes 779 amino acids. Gene Ontology annotation, cellular component: intracellular membrane-bounded organelle.
CUCCUGUCUCCUAGGUGAGCGCGCGCAACUUCCCUCCCCUCGUCCUCGUCGCCGUCACGUGCCCCGCCCUCUCUUCUCUCAGCCGCCGCCUGGCGCUCCGUCAGCCCUGCCAACGUGGAGCCGGCUGAGGCCGAAGCGAAGGCGGAAGUGUUCUGAGGAGAGGAGGGAGGAGGAGGAGGAGACGGGGGGCCUUUAACCAGCCGCCGCAGCUGCCGCUGAAGAACCUCCGGCCAUGGAGAGCUCCUUGGAGAAGAUGGUUGACCCUACCUUAGCAGAAAUGGGAAAGAAUCUUAAUGAGGCUAUGAAGAUGUUGGAAGACAAUCAAAGGAAAGUGGAGGAAGAAAAUGAAAAAAGGUAUACAAGGAAAGAUAUUCCUGGACCACUUCAAGGCAGUGGACAAGACAUGGUGAGCAUUCUCCAGUUAGUUCAGAACCUUAUGCAUGGAGAUGAAGAGGAGGAAUCGUUGCAGUCUUACCGGCUUCAGAACGUUGGAGAACAGGGUCACAUGGCUCUUUUAGGACACAGCCUGGCAGCUUACAUCUCUGUGUUGGACAGAGAGAGGCUCAGAAAGCUCACAUCCAGGAUCCUUUCUGACACUACACUGUGGCUGUGCAGACUUUUCAGGUUUGAAAAUGGGUCAGCGUAUUAUCAUGAAGAUGACCGUGAGGGCCUUUUAAAAGUCUGCAGACUCGUGAUUCACUCGCGCUACGAAGACUAUACAACUGAAGGUUUUAACGUGCUGUAUAACAAGCAGCCUGUUAUAUACAUUAGCUCUGCAGCCAGAGCAGGCUUGGGACAAGCUCUUUGCAAUCAGCUUGGUUUGCCUCUUUCCUGCAUGUGCCGUGUGCCUUGUAACACAAUGUUUGGAUCUCAGCAUCAGAUGGAUGUUGCUUUACUGGACAAAUUGAUUAAGGAGGACAUUGACUCUGGAAAGCUACCAAUAUUGCUAGUGGCCAAUGCUGGUACACCAGGAGCAGGGCACACAGACAAACUUGGGCGACUGAAAGAACUCUGUGAGCAGCACAGCAUGUGGCUACAUGUUGAAGGAGUGAAUUUGGCUACUUUGGCUUUGGGUUAUGUCUCGUCAUCUGUACUGGCCGCAACCAAAUGUGACAGCAUGACCCUGACUCUGGGGCCCUGGCUAGGUCUCCCAGCAGUGCCUGCAGUGACUCUCUACAGACAUGAGGAUCCUUCUUUGUCCUUGGUUGCAGGCUUGACCUCUAGCCAGGCAGUUGAGAAGCUGCGUGCUCUGCCUCUGUGGCUCUCCUUGCAGUACCUUGGACACGAUGGGAUUGUGGAAAGAAUAAAACACUCAUCUCAGUUGAGUCAACGGCUGUUGGAAAACUUGAAGAAUCAGGAUUUUAUUAAAACCUCAGUUGAAGAUGAACUUAGCUCUCCUGUGGUGGUAUUUAAGUUUUCCCCAGAACUGUCAUCCAUAGAUCAUAUGUUACAUUCUGCCCAAACACCUACAAUUACUGGCAAUGAGAGAUACAUUUGUGAUACUUUUAAUCAGUGGCUGGGAGAGCAGUUGUCUCAGUUGGUGCCUGCCAGUGGAGUUGACUUGGUAGAACUGGAGGAUGAAGGCGCUUGUGUACGUUUUAGCCCAUUAAUGACUUCUUCAGUUUUAGGAACUGAAGUGCAAGAUGUUGACCAGUUGGUGGACUGCCUUAAACUGAAGAUCCCAGUGCUGACAUGCACAUUGCAACUCAGGGAUGAGUUUGAGCAGGAAGUGAAAAGAACUGUAGGUCUCGCCUAUGUUGAAGACCUCAGCUGGCCAGGCCUUGGAGUGGUAAGGUACGAGGGGCAGAAUGAAGACAAACAGGAGAAAGAAGUGGAGAAGAUUAACAACGAACUAUUGAAAAAACUAAAUGAGCUGGAAUCAGAUCUGUUGUUUUCCUUAGGUCCAGAAUUUGGAGGGGAGAAAAACUGUAUUUAUAUUGGAAUGGUCACUGAGGACCUUGAUGUUUCUGAGCUGGUUGAAACUAUUGCGGCAACAGGCCGAGAAAUCGAAGAGAAUUCAAGGCUGCUGGAAAACAUGACUGAAGUUGUACGGAAAGGCAUACAGGAAGCGCAGGUUCAGCUGCAGAAAGCAAAUGAGGAAAGACUCCUUGAAGAGGGGCUGCUCCGACAGAUUCCUGUAGUGGGCUCUGUGCUCAACUGGUUUUCUCCAUUUCAUGCUUCACCAAAGGGAAGAACGUUUAACCUAACAGCAGGUUCUUUAGAAUCUACAGAGCCCACGUACGUCUCCAAAGCGCAGGGCACUGGGAACACCCCACCUCCCACUCCCACGUCAAGCCGUGCAAAGCAGAGGUUCCCUGGACAAAAGCUGUUUAGAAGGUCCUUGAGGAACUCGGAUGGGUUCAGUGAGACCAGCUCAGUGAGUCACAUCGAUGAUCUGGAGAGAGCAGAGCAGAGGCCUGCUGCAGCUCCCCCUGCUGGGCAAGGUGAUUCAAAACAGCCAGACGAGAACAUGCUUCCAAACCAGGAAAGCGCUGAAGAUUCCCGGGGUGACAAAGCGAAGGCCCUGGCAAAUGACUGCACUACAUCCGAGGAACAAGAGAGUCUAAGAUAAAAUCCAGACGCUGUGUAUUUUAAGACUUUGUACAAAAAAAA